CCGUCGCCACUGCCGGCUCACCGUCGCUCCGGUCCUCGGCCCUCAGCCCCGCCCCCGGAGAGCCGAGGCUUCUUGGACUGGUGUCGGUGGUUCCCUUCUACUUACCGUCUUCUUCACCACCAUGCCGCUGUACGAAGGUCUGGGGAGCGGCGGGGAGAAAACGGCCGUGGUAAUAGACCUAGGAGAAGCCUUUACCAAAUGUGGAUUUGCUGGAGAAACUAGUCCACGAUGCAUAAUUCCUAGUGUGAUAAAAAAAGCUGGCUUGCCUAAGCCUGUCAAAGUUGUUCAAUAUAAUAUCAAUACAGAAGAAUUAUAUUCCUACCUGAAGGAAUUCAUCCACAUCCUGUAUUUCAGGCAUCUGUUGGUGAAUCCCAGAGACCGCCGAGUUGUGGUUAUUGAGUCAGUACUUUGUCCUUCCCACUUCAGAGAGACACUCACUCGUGUUCUUUUCAAGUAUUUUGAGGUUCCAUCUGUCUUGCUUGCUCCAAGUCACCUAAUGGCUCUUCUGACACUUGGCAUAAACUCUGCCAUGGUCCUGGAUUGUGGAUAUAGGGAAAGCCUGGUGUUACCUAUAUAUGAAGGAAUCCCAGUACUAAAUUGUUGGGGAGCACUCCCCCUAGGAGGAAAAGCUCUUCACAGGGAGUUGGAAACUCAAUUAUUGGAACAAUGUACUGUUGAUACAAGCGCUGCUAAAGAACAGAGCCUUCCUUCUGUGAUGGGUUCAAUUCCAGAAGGAGUCUUAGAGGAUAUUAAAGUGCGCACUUGCUUUGUAAGUGAUCUGAAGCGUGGACUGAAAAUCCAAGCAGCAAAAUUUAAUAUUGAUGGAAAUACUGAACGUCCCUCACCGCCCCCAAAUGUUGACUACCCGUUGGAUGGAGAGAAGAUUUUACAUGUCCUUGGAUCAAUCAGAGAUUCAGUUGUGGAAAUUCUUUUUGAACAAGAUAACGAAGAGAAAUCAGUGGCAACUUUAAUACUGGAUUCCCUUAUACAGUGCCCAAUAGAUACCAGGAAGCAACUGGCAGAGAACGUGGUAGUCAUAGGUGGCACAUCUAUGUUGCCAGGAUUUCUCCAUAGGUUGCUUGCAGAAAUAAGGUAUUUGGUAGAAAAACCAAAAUAUAGAAAAGCACUUGGCACCAAGACAUUCCGGAUUCAUACUCCACCUGCAAAAGCUAACUGUGUGGCCUGGUUGGGAGGAGCUAUUUUUGGAGCACUACAAGACAUACUUGGGAGCCGUUCAGUCUCAAAGGAAUAUUAUAAUCAGACAGGCCGUAUUCCUGAUUGGUGUUCUCUUAAUAAUCCACCUUUGGAAAUGAUGUUUGAUGUCGGGAAAGCGCAACCACCUCUGAUGAAGAGAGCAUUUUCCACUGAGAAAUAAAAAUUUGAGUAAAUUCAACUUUGCUUCAUUUCAAAUAUCAGACAAUUACAAGCAAACUGUACAAAGUAUGUAAGAUGCUGUUAGAGAUGACUUUUGUGGAAGUAAAAACAUUUCCAUAGUUACUCUUCGCAUUGAUGUUUAAUUCAUUUGACUUUUUUUUUUUCUUGUGUAGUGGUAAAAUGUUAGCUGAUGCUUAUGAAAUUUGUUGUAUUUAUAUCAAUAAAAUAUAGUAAAGCAGUUUAGUUUUGGAA
Molecule: messenger RNA, 1626 nt
Organism: Rhinolophus ferrumequinum (greater horseshoe bat)
Lineage: Eukaryota; Metazoa; Chordata; Mammalia; Chiroptera; Rhinolophidae
Gene: ACTR10
Product: actin related protein 10
Exons: 13
Coding region: 122-1375 (417 amino acids)
Biological process (GO): retrograde axonal transport of mitochondrion
Source: RefSeq, a predicted model, not a curated record